Molecule: messenger RNA, 441 nt
Organism: Symbiodinium necroappetens
Lineage: Eukaryota; Dinophyceae; Suessiales; Symbiodiniaceae
Source: the annotation of a GenBank genome assembly
AUGCAGGAGCUCGACUACGACAACUCUGGCCCGAGAGGCUUCAUCGCCUUCCUCCUGCGCGGCUGCCUGGGAUACUUCUUGAUGUUUGGAAAGAUCGUGACAUUCUUGGUGUUCUGUUGCCCCGACGUGGUGACAUUCAUAACACCUCUUGGCCGGCACACCAUCUUCCCCUACCUCUUGCACUAUCCCGCCGUGCCCUUGUACCGGAACUUCAUGCAUCAAGCGCUGAGCUUCAGUCCAGGCGGCUAUGCAGCGCAGGCGCAUCUGUGGGUCGUCGCGCUCCUUCUGAGCAUCCUGGUUGUGAGCGUCUUGGCAUCGACGCCCACGCGAGCCCUCUUCGGAUGCCUGCUGCUGCCAUUCCGCCGACCAGACUCCGAAUUCGAGCCAGCGCUACUCAUGCCAUUAUGGGCACAUGCUCGGCUCCCCUGCCCUCAACAGUAG